AAUGAAUUUCCNUGACAAGAAAGAAGAACCAAAAAAGGAAGAGCCUAAGAAGGAAGAGCCUAAAAAAGCUGAUGGCAAGAAAGAAGAACCAAAAAAGGAAGAGCCAAAGAAGGAAGAGCCUAAAAAGGCAGAUGACAAGAAAGAAGAACCAAAAAAAGAGGAGCCAAAGAAGGAUGAGCCUAAAAAAGCUGAUGAUAAGAAAGAAGAACCAAAAAAGGAAGAGCCAAAGAAGGAUGAGCCUAAAAAAGCAGAUGAUAAGAAAGAAGAACCAAAAAAGGAAGAGCCUAAAAAAGAAGAAAAAAAAGAUGAGAAAAAGGACGAAAAGAAAGAUGAGAAGAAAGACGAGAAGAAAGAUGAAAAGAAGGACGAGAAAAAAGACGAGAAGAAAGAUGAAAAGAAAGAUGAGAAAAAAGAUGAAAAGAAAGAUGAAAAGAAAGAUGAAAAGAAAGACGAGAAGAAAGAUGAGAAAAAAGACGAGAAAAAAGAUGAAAAGAAGGACGAGAAAAAAGAUGAGAAGAAAGAUGAAAAGAAAGAUGAGAAAAAAGAUGAAAAGAAAGAUGAAAAGAAGGAUGAGAAGAAAGACGAGAAGAAAGACGAGAAGAAAGAUGAGAAGAAAGACGAGAAAAAAGACGAGAAGAAAGAUGAGAAGAAAGACGAGAAAAAAGAUGAAAAGAAGGAUGAGAAGAAAGACGAGAAAAAAGAUGAAAAGAAGGAUGAAAAGAAAAAGGAUGAACCUAAAUAGAGCCCUGAAGAAAAGAAGUUUAGAUCAUGCAUUGAAGAUAAAUGUGGAUCAUAAGCUAAAGCAUGUGACAAACAAUGCAAUUCAAAAUUAGAAUAAUGCAAGAAUGUAGUUUAUGUUGCUGGAUACUAAGCUGUAAGACUAUUAAAAUAAUUUUUUAGUAUUUGGAUUGCAUCAAUGAAAGUAAGCCUGCAGUUGCCCUACUUGAGUGUGUUUAAUCUAAAUGCUUGGAGUGAA
Messenger RNA from Paramecium pentaurelia, 976 nucleotides. The record is from the annotation of a GenBank genome assembly. Lineage: Eukaryota; Ciliophora; Oligohymenophorea; Peniculida; Parameciidae.